GCACAUGGCCCUACCCAUUUGACAUUUUGCUUAUUCCAUUAGCCUACAUAUAGAGCUACUCUUAAAUGUGCCCGGCAGUUAUUCAGCUAUUCAUUUUAGAUUCUCUCCUGCAUCCAUUUCCUUCCCUCUAUCUAGUUUUAGCCUCCCCUCCACAUAACUAAGUUUUUCUUUCAACCUUGCUAGCUGCUGCUUUUGCUUAUUAUUAUGGCCUUUUAGCACUCAAAAGUUGUCAUAAUAUUAGUUCUUUUACUUCAGCCUCUGUGCAAACAGGUUUUGUUGGGCCAUUUUCUGUGAAUAUUUUGAUACUUUUCACUAUGGUUAUCUUAGCAGCCACUUCCAAUAACAAGAUCCAUCAGUUGCAAACUUUCAACUCUCAGAACAAUAACUACCACCUGCGCGAUGCGUCCUUCUCAUCGUACUUGAACAACAAAAAAGAGAUCCUGGCUGAAUCAGGCCAUGGCUAUGUCAGCAGCAGAAAGGAGCCUCUUGGAGUAAAGAAGGAAGAUGAUGGAGAGAUUGGAGUAUUUGAAGCUGAAAAGUACUUCAAUGGAGAAGAGAUGGAAAGCCCCCCAAGAAUUGCUGAUAAUGACGCAAACAAGCACCUGCCCCAGAAAGAUGAACAAACAGUUCUUGUAACUAGAAAGUACAAAGUUCAGUAUGGAACUCCAAGUGUAAGGUCUGAGUCAAGCUUGAAUAGCCAAAGUGCACUGUUGCAAAGUGCUGUGAGGAAUUCCUCAAGGAACAUGAAAAGCAAAUUGCAGAGGAAGAGUUUUCUAGCUGGUCUUGGUUGCAAAUGCUAUUGUUCUGACAAGAAUUCUGUUGAUAUUAGUGACCAUGCAGGUGAAAUCAGUUUCAGCAAAAAUGCCACUCAUGGAAAAACAACUUCAAGAAAUAUGUUCAAUGCUGAGCCAGAGGCUAAUCAUUCAUUUAAAAUGACUAAGCCUAAUGCAGCAGAAAUUUCGAUUAACAAAGAUGUCUACUUUCAAAGGCCAGAGAAGUUAGGGGUGGGAUUGAGCAAAGAAAACAGUUUAGCACUCUCAGCUGUGAAUUCUAUCUCAGGAAAUCAUCUGCUGAAAAUGCAACUUCAGCAAGUAGAGAAGUCAAGGAAUUCAUUGGAAGUGUUUGGCUCCCCAAUAUUGAGUAUCAGGAACAAGUCUUUAAGCUUUGAUAAAAGGUUGGCAAAGACCUCUUCUUGGGACGAUGCUCCUAAGAUUGAAGAAACUGACUUCUCAGCAAAAUCUGGAGGAAACUACAAUGAUGCUGAUAGUGAUGCAAGUUCAGACUUGUUUGAGAUUGAAAGCCUCACAGGAAAAUCCAACACCUUCCUUGGUAGAUCAACAUCCAAUGUUGUUUCUAGCUGUGCCAGUCCCACAACUUGUUAUGCACCAAGUGAGGUAAGCAUUGAAUGGAGUGUGGCCACUGCCAGUGCCUUGGAGUACUCAGCCAUGUCAGAUUAUGAUGAUCAAAGGUCAAUAGCAACCACAAGGAGUCCAAUUAGGACAUCCAUAGUUUCCUCAAAUGCUAAACCAAAAGUCAUCAAAGAGAUGCAGAGGCGGCGUCCUAGCAUGCUGUUGGGUUGCAAGAGCCAGAAAGCUGUAGGAGUUGCUGUGAAUGCCUUCACAACAUAUGAGAAAACAAGUUCUAACACGAAUAGUCGUUGCAGGUCGGACACCUUCCCUCAGGUGACAGAGACAAAGGAAGGAAGUUUUGGUGCAAGACAUAAGCAACAUGCUUAUGCAACAACCCCACUUCAGCGCUCACUCUCACCACAUCCUUCACAACUCUUGUACAUUUAGCUGCUGCUUGAAUACAUGUGUAUAUUUGAAAUUUGUUCAAUGAGUAAACCCUCACCUAAUCAGUCUCCAACUUUAUUAAAAAUUUACAUUAGUCGUUAACUUUGAAAAAUGCCAUUCACUUUAGUUCUAUACGCUAGUGAAUUUUUUUUUUUAAAAAAAAACAACUUGGAUGACAUUUAUUGAAGUUAAGGAUUAAAUUGAAUUUUGAUGAAGGUAAAGACUAAAAUGACUGGCAUAUACGAUUCAAGAGACUAAAGUGAGGGUUUAGUCUUUGUUCAAUUAUGUAUCUUGAGUCUUGAAUUUGUGUGUGAGAUGUGUUGUCCAAUAAUAAUGGUAAUGGAGGUCGAUAUGCUCUUAGUCUAAAGUCCCCAUCUCAAAUGGGAAGUGUCUUGUGUCUCCCUCUUGCUGAUCUUCAUGUAUUCUUCCACUUGCUUAGUUAUGUACCCUUUCAUUGAGUUUUCGCAGUUUCUGGUAGAAAAAUCUUGAUGAGAAUGAAUGCCUUGUAUUCAUGCAUUUGGUCUCAUAUAAAGAAAGAUGGAAUAUGAAAGGUGACCUCGUAUUGUCAAAGCAAUGGAAACCACCUCUUUAAAUGC
This is a messenger RNA of Glycine soja, 2389 nucleotides long. RefSeq names its product protein PHYTOCHROME KINASE SUBSTRATE 1-like. The record is from RefSeq and is a predicted model, not a curated record. The transcript is spliced from 2 exons. Lineage: Eukaryota; Viridiplantae; Streptophyta; Magnoliopsida; Fabales; Fabaceae. Gene Ontology annotation, biological process: phototropism. Bases 315 to 1796 code for a protein of 493 amino acids.